AUGCAGAGCUCGAAAAUCCAAGAGGAGCUGAAUCACUAGAAAUUCAAGAUUGAAAACUAUCAGAUGAUAAUAGAUAGCAGGUAGAAAGAAUACCAAAAUCUUAUGAUACAAAACAUCAGCAAUAGAAGGAAAAUAGCAUUAAUGCCCCAAAUUAGAGUUAAAAAUCUAAGCUAAGAUCUAGAUGUGGCAAAGGAAUUGUUUAUGAAUAAAAAUUAAAAAAGCAAAAAUUAGGAUGAUUAAACUCCGCUUAACAAGAAGCUUACUUCAUCUUUUGACAUUCAAGAGCCUUCAGUAGCUAGACAACUUAAGGAUAAAUCAUUUGAAAGCUAAUCAGUCUACUAAUCAUUUAUUAAGGAAAAGAUGGAUAUGAAGGAAUAGAGAUACCAUUCGACAAAGUAGAAAAUACUAAACUUUGACACAAUAGCAUAGUUGAACGAAUCUUUGUUUGAACCUAAGAUUAAGAUCACCAUUUCACCAGUGAAACUAUAGCACUACAACAGUAAACCAGUGACUCCAUUAAAUAUAGUAGCCUAUGACAGUAAAAGGUUAAAAACACCAUAAAGCAGGAUCUAAUAUAGCGAUAUCUAAAUUCAACUUAAACGAAUGCAACUAGAAAGUUCUUAAAUGGGUUCUACCCAUGUCAGUUCAUUUCAAAUAGACCAAGCAGCAGUCUAAGCCAAGAGACCUGGAACUACUUUUACCUCUGCUAGCAAUAAUUACUUCUAGGGUAGAAGAAGAUCUAUGAACAACUCAACUAACAUAGUUUAGCCAAUAUAGAAUAUAAAGUACACUAAUAAAUUCUAGUAAGUGCCUCAAACAAGAGAUGCUUUUAUGCAGUUUUAUAAUCUAAAGCGAGAAGGUCACAUAAAUCCUGAAGAAGCAUUGGCCUACCUGAAUCGAGACCCUGUCAGCUCUAAUGAAGUUAUGGAAUGCAGAAAGGGAUGUGUGAUAUUGAGAUCAACUCAUGAUCAAAGAAUUUAUAUGUUUGGAGGUAGAAAUAUCGGUCCAAUGAGCAAGCUUGAAAUCUAUGACCCUAAAUGGAAGUGUUUCAAGCUUAUGCAGUAAGAGAACGCUUCUUAAAUCAAAGGUCGUUUUAACCAUAGUAUGGUGAAUUUCUUUAAUAAGUUAAUUGUCUAUGGAGGCUAAACUUGCAGUACUUAUUCUCAAUCUAAAUCCUAAUGUCUUAAGGAUAUGAUAGAGUAUAAUAUAGAUCAAUAAAAAUGGCAUGUAAUACAGCAAAAUAAACUGUAAGUAUAUGCUCGUAGAAAUCAUACUGCUUUCAUUAUGAAUAAAUUCAUGGUCAUUUUCGGAGGAAUCAAUGACUUUAACCAGCAUUUGAAUGAAACAUUGAUAUAUGAUUUACUCAAAAACGAAUGGGUGGAAAAUGUUAAAAUAGAGGGACUUGAAAUGCCUCAUCUUUCUAACUCAGUAGGAAUGGGAUGCUUUUAUGAUCAGAGGGUAAAUGAAGAUAUCAAAUUUAUUGAUUCCCUGCCAGAAAUAAAAUGGGACUUGAGUUCAAGAUUCAUAUAGGUUGAGGGUUUCUACAUGUUUGGAGGAUUACAAUCAGACGGAUCUGCUUCAGAUGGUCUGUGGCUAUUAAAAUGUGAAAAAGGUUGUUUACGCUGGGUAAGAGGAGAAUAAAUUACCAAAGGUCAGAAGCCAAGCGGCCGCUACAGCCACUCGAUGACUUUAUACGAAAGAGAAAAUGCUUUGAUUAUUUGUGGUGGCAGGAAUGACAGACAAAAGAUGGUCUACAAUGACUUGCACAUGCUCACUUUGGAUAACUUGAACUGGAUCAAUGUAAAGUUAGUUGGUGAAGGAAUGAUAAAUCGAGCUGACCAUCACAUAGUGCCAGCAGACAGUACGAAUGACUUUGUCAUUUUGGGUGGAAUCGAUAAAAGUUAUUAACUAUCAAAUAAAAUUACAUUUUUGACUUUUGACAAGGAUCAGAUAGAUUACUAUUAGAGAUAAAAUGUUAGCCAACCUAAUUAUAUAGAUAGAUACUAGUGA
Stylonychia lemnae is the source of this 2010-nucleotide messenger RNA. NCBI's taxonomy places the organism in Eukaryota, Ciliophora, Spirotrichea, Sporadotrichida, Oxytrichidae. The record is from the annotation of a GenBank genome assembly.